Molecule: messenger RNA, 660 nt
Organism: Epinephelus fuscoguttatus (brown-marbled grouper)
Lineage: Eukaryota; Metazoa; Chordata; Actinopteri; Perciformes; Serranidae
Gene: snx20
Product: sorting nexin 20
Exons: 1
Coding region: 1-660 (219 amino acids)
Biological process (GO): protein transport
Cellular component (GO): early endosome membrane
Molecular function (GO): protein binding; phosphatidylinositol phosphate binding
Source: RefSeq, a predicted model, not a curated record
AUGCGCUCUGGCAGCUUCGAUUCCCACCGUGUGCCUGUGGAGCGCCGUUACAGCGACUUUUCCCACUUCCACCACAAACUGCUGGAGGAGUUUGAGGAGGAGCUGGAGGAUGUAGUUCUCCCCCGAAAACACCUGAGCGGGAACUUCAGCCCUGAAAUAAUCUCAGAGCGUCGCCUUGGCCUCCAGGACUACCUGGCUAAACUUUACAGUGUUCGCUGCGUUCGGCAUUCUCCUCAUUUCGCCAAGUUCUUCACUGAGCAGGAGCAGAAACGAGCACAUGAUCUGUUGCGAGCGGGACAGUUUAAGCCUGCUGUGGAGCAGCUGAAGAAUGUGUUAGAGGUGGAGGAGAAGUUGUUACCUUGGCAGAACCCCACCCUGAUUGUACCCACCCUCUCCGCCCUUGCAAUCUGUUACCGGGACCUGGAGGAACCAGAAAAGGCCUCUGCUGCUGCUCAGAGAGCCUUGCCUCCAGUGAGACGCUACGGACUUAAAAACUACAGAGCUGCACUGCUGGAUCUGCUGGUGGAUCUGGGUUAUCAGCUGGGACGUCCUGUCGCUCAGUUACAGGAGGAGCUGACUGUCCUAAGGGAUGCUGAGAGGGGUGAGGUGUCCCCUCGCUCUCUGAAAGAGUUAGUGGUCCAACAGUUCCCGAGUCUCUGA